Molecule: messenger RNA, 2070 nt
Organism: Bombus pascuorum
Lineage: Eukaryota; Metazoa; Arthropoda; Insecta; Hymenoptera; Apidae
Gene: Tbh
Product: dopamine beta-hydroxylase
Exons: 10
Coding region: 138-1940 (600 amino acids)
Biological process (GO): octopamine biosynthetic process; dopamine catabolic process; norepinephrine biosynthetic process
Cellular component (GO): secretory granule membrane
Molecular function (GO): copper ion binding; dopamine beta-monooxygenase activity
Source: RefSeq, a predicted model, not a curated record
GAUAAGAAGGUGAAGGAUCAUGGAAAUAUCUGUGAAGCUAGUUCAAAAUUGAGUAAAAGAUAUAUAACAUCUAAUAGAUUAUAAAUCAGAAACGAGUGAUUUUUCAAGUAGAAAAUCCACUGAUUUUAAAAUCUAAGAUGCUUUUGAAGAUUUAUUUAUUAAUCUUGUUUACAAUUUUAAAAGAUGUAUCGUGUUUAUCCUGGCAUGAUCAUCAUCAGAAUAGCGAAGACAGUUCGAACAGGAAAAAUGUUCAUACAGUUCCGCUUGGUUCAGGAGCCACUUUUCAUUGGAGGGUUGAUUUUAUGAGCGAAAUAAUAAUUGCGGAAGUCCACUAUAUAGGUAUCGACAACACUUGGUUUGCCAUCGGUUUCUCGAAUUAUGGUGAAUUAAAACCUGCCGAUUAUUGCGUUCUGUGGAUUGAUUGGCACCGACAAAUUCAAUUACAGGAUGCAUGGACAGAUGAAGAAGGAAAAUUAAAUCUCGACCUGCAACAGGAUUGUGAGAACUUCGCGUGGAGAAGAAGAGGAAACGUCACGAAAUUUACCUUCUCCAGGAAGUUCGAUACUUGCGAUGAAAAUGACUACAUCAUGGAGAGAGGUACCACGCACUUAGUGUGGUUAGAAGGUUUGGGACCAUUGUCGUCCUUGGCUGGUUUACAAGUAUCAGAUGCAGAAGCUUCUGGCAUGUCCAGAACAGAAUUGAUCAGGGUACUCCAUAAGAAACCAACAUUUCCAUCGAAUGCCUGGCAAUUGGAAAUGUUGACUGAUCAUGUAAAAGUGCCAAAUAAGGAAACGACUUAUUGGUGUCGCGUACAAAAAUUACCACCCGUUUUGUCUCAAAAACAUCACAUUCUGCAAUUUGGCCCAAUCAUACAAACGGGUAACGAACACUUGGUUCAUCAUAUGGAAGUUUUCCAUUGUGCUGGACCAAUGGCUCUUGAAAUUCCUAUGUACGAUGGUCCUUGUGAUGGAGCUGAUAGACCGGAAAAAACUCAAGUAUGUAAAAAGGUCUUAGCAGCAUGGGCAAUGGGAGCAGAUGCUUUCGUUUAUCCAGAGGAAGCUGGUCUUUCGAUCGGUGGCCAAAAUUUUAAUCCUUAUGUCAUGUUGGAAGUUCACUAUAAUAACCCCGAACUUCAGGAUGGUAACGUCGAUUCUUCAGGAAUUCGUUUUAUUGUUACUACGAGUCUUCGCAAAUAUGACGCCGGUGUAAUUGAACUGGGUUUAGAAUAUACUGAUAAAAUGGCAAUUCCCCCACGACAAGAAGCCUUUAUUUUAUCAGGACAUUGUAUACAAGAAUGUACAGGUGUUGGUCUCCCACAACAAGGAAUACAUAUUUUCGCAUCCCAACUUCAUACACAUUUAACAGGCGUAAAAGUUGUUACUCGUCAUAUUAGAGACGGAGAGGAGUUGCCUCUGUUAAAUUAUGACAAUCAUUAUUCCACUCAUUUCCAAGAAAUUCGUCUUUUACCGAAACCUGUUACCAUUUUGCCUGGAGAUUCGUUAAUAACAACUUGCACAUAUAAUACGAUGGAUAGGGAGAAUAUUACUCUUGGUGGAUUCGCCAUUUCCGAUGAGAUGUGUGUGAAUUAUAUUCACUACUACCCUAAUGCUCGAUUAGAGGUUUGCAAAAGUGCUAUUAGCGACGAUGCACUGAGAACUUAUUUCCGGUAUAUGAGGGAAUGGGAAAAUCAACCAACUAGUGUCGAUAAUGGAAUUUCUGCAAAUUAUGAAAGUAUAGAAUGGACCAAAGUUCGUGUACAAGCUUUACAUGAUCUAUAUGAAGCUGCUCCAUUAGGAAUGCAAUGCAAUGGCUCUGAUGGAUCUCGACUUCCUGGAUUAUGGGACAACAUACCAGCCACACCGGUCAAACUACCCUUACCUCCACCAGCUCGAAAUUGUCCACACUCGUCGUUAAGACAAGAAAUGAUAAAUUCUAUAUAAAAUUCUUUUUCUGUUACAUACUGCUAUCUAUUUUCGAAAAUAUUAACGAAAUCAAAAUUCAUGUCUACGGAUUAUACACAAGUCUGAACAUUAGUGAAACAUAAACGAAAUAAAGUAUAAUUAUAAUUCA